UUGACUUCCUAAGCAUAAAGUCUGGUUACUAUUUUUUAAUUCCUAGAAUAUUAGCAUUAGUGAUAUUAAAUAAGUCUUUGGGGUCACCGCACUCCCGGCGGGCUGUGUCCUUGCACAGGAGGUCUUCAGGGUGAGCUGAAGGUUUUUACGUGCCACUUGGGUAAAACAGGAAACGCUCAAGCGUAUAAAAGCAGACUGUUGGUCUGUUUCUGUACAAAAAUGCCACGAAGCACCUACGUGACUUUAGCACUUUUGCUGGCUUUUUCUUCGCUGGCCUCGGCCCAGAAGAAAGUGGUUUGCUACUACGGAAGCUGGGCUAAUUACCGAACGGGCGUUGCCCAGUUCAAUGUCACCAACAUUGACCCUUUUUUGUGCACGCACGUCAUCUACGCUUUUAUCGGCGCCAAUACUAAUGGCACUGUGAAGAUUCUCGAUUCAUGGAACGAUGUCUCACUAAACGGAUUUAAGGAUUUCAACAAUUUGCGAUUGAAAAAUGCAAAUUUGAAGACCAUGGUUGCGCUCGGAGGGUGGAGCGAAGGGUCUGCAACUUACUCGACCAUUUGCAAUAACGUCGCCCUACGUACAGCUUUCGUGACCAAUUUGUACAACUUUUUGGUCAAAUGGGGAUUCAACGGGCUUGAUAUCGACUGGGAAUAUCCGGCGCAAAGAGGUGGAAUUGCCGCCGAUAAAGCAAAUUUUGCGUCUCUUAUCAAAGAACUGAGGGCGAAGUUCACGCCGGCCAAUCUGCUUUUGAGCGCCGCUUUUUCGGCCGACAUCAACAGUUACGGCACUUCAUAUGAUGUGCCAACCCUCGCAACAAAUCUGGAUUUCAUAAAUUUGAUGACGUACGACUUUCACUCCUAUGGGGAUGGAAAGAGCGGAGAGAAUUCGCCUCUGUACGCCGCUUCAAUUGAUACUGACAAGACUAUGAAUUCAGACGCUACGGUCCAGUACUGGAUAAAGCAGGGCGUGGACAAGAUGAAAAUCGUGCUCGGAGUGCCCCUUUACGGCCGAUCGUUUACUCUGAAAAGCGCGACCUCGAACGGUUUGGGAGCCGUGACUGUCGGUGCUGGCGCGUUAGGACCUUGGUCGCAGGAAGCGGGCCUUUUAAUGUUCUCUGAGAUCUGCAUGUACCAGAAAAACCAAACCGGAUGGACCGUCCAGUGGAACGCCGCCCAACAAGUGCCCUACGCGUACAGAAGCACCCUUUGGGUUGGCUACGAGAAUAAACAAUCGGUCGAAGUGAAGGGCAAAUACGCAAAGGACAACGGUCUCGGCGGAGUCAUGGUCUGGGCUAUUGAUUAUGAAGAUUUUCGCAACUUUUGUGGCGGAGGAAAAUUCCCUCUCAUUUCGGCUCUGAAGGCGAAUUUCACUGCUUGAUUCGAAAUAAUUUUAUUUCGUUUGGAUGACACAACUUUUUAUUGCAAUUGACUAUUCUGAUUUAGGUUCGAAAGAACAGUAAAAUGUUUUGACAGUAAGAGAAAAAAAGAUUUCGCAGAUGUGUGUAUUGUUUGAAAAAAUUUUGUAUGUAGAAAAUAACAUGAUAAAUAAAAUUUUGAGCAUUGAAA
Molecule: messenger RNA, 1568 nt
Organism: Neocloeon triangulifer
Lineage: Eukaryota; Metazoa; Arthropoda; Insecta; Ephemeroptera; Baetidae
Product: acidic mammalian chitinase-like
Exons: 9
Coding region: 220-1380 (386 amino acids)
Biological process (GO): chitin catabolic process; carbohydrate metabolic process
Cellular component (GO): extracellular region
Molecular function (GO): chitinase activity; chitin binding
Source: RefSeq, a predicted model, not a curated record